Saprolegnia parasitica CBS 223.65 is the source of this 813-nucleotide messenger RNA. RefSeq lists its product as hypothetical. Gene Ontology annotation, biological process: carbohydrate metabolic process. Lineage: Eukaryota; Oomycota; Saprolegniomycetes; Saprolegniales; Saprolegniaceae. The coding region runs from base 1 to 813 and encodes 270 amino acids. The transcript is spliced from 4 exons. Gene Ontology annotation, molecular function: hydrolase activity, hydrolyzing O-glycosyl compounds. The record is from RefSeq and is a predicted model, not a curated record.
AUGCGCGGAGUGCUCUUGCUGGCAGCCGCCACGCUCGUGAUAGGCAGUCAGCCCAUGGUGCCAGCGAACGCGACGAACGCAAAUGGCAAGUGGACGCUCACCUUUAGCGACGAGUUCAACUCGUUGGACCGGGCCAAGUGGCGCAUCCUCAACGACUGCUCGACGACCAACAAGUGCGUCUACAACAACGAGCUCCAAGUGUACCUCGCGAGCCAAGUCUCUGUCUCGAAAGGCAACCUCGUGAUCGAAGCCAACAACGUGCCGUACGUCUCGCCGUCCGCGGGCGCCCGGCGGUAUCGGUCCGGACGCAUGGACACGUCCGGCAGCUUUGCGCAACUCCAUGGGCGCUUUGAAGCGCGCGUUAAGCUUCCGUCCGGCCAAGGCAUGUGGCCCGCCUUCUGGAUGAUGCCGCGCGGCGGGCGGUGCUGGCCCAUGGACGGCGAGAUUGACGUGCUCGAGUACAUUGGGAAGCGCAUGCCGCACACCGUCCACGACUUGCACUCGUCUGCCAACUACUGCGGCGUCACAGGCGGAGCCAAAACGCUGGCGCUCAAUACGAAUGACUUUCACAUCUAUGCUGUGGAGUGGACGCCGACGUCGCUGGCGUGGUUUGUCGACGGCGUCCAGUACUUCAAGAUCGACGCAACCCAGUGCCGCACCAAGCCCGCGCAGUUGAUACCCACCAAACCGUUCUACCUCAUUCUCAACUUUGCAGUGGGCGGCGACUGGCCCGGCAACCCGGACGCGACGUCGACGUUUCCCCAGCGGCUCUACGUCGACUAUGUCCGUGUCUACAAGCGAAGCGUGCUCUAA